UUGAAGUGCUUCGUGUGUUUUCGGACAGUUACGGUAUCUGUCGGUGUGGUUCGGUGUGGCUACGAGUGGUCCGACAGAGCCGAAGCUGCGGAUCAUUCAGCGGGGCUGGUCAAUCAACAGUAACUCCUGAUGAUCGAUCACAGAUGGACCUUCCUGAGGGUUCUGAGGUUCCUGAGCUGGUUCUGGUGUUCAGCGGGAAGAGGAAGUCGGGGAAGGAUUUUGUGACGGACCGGAUUCAGCGGCGUUUGGGCUCUGAGGUCUGCGGCAUCCUACGACUGUCGGGACCGCUGAAGCAGCAGUAUGCUCAGGAACAUGGUCUGGAUCUGGACCAGCUGCUGGGUUCUGGUCCUUACAAAGAGCGUUACCGGGCCGACAUGAUCCACUGGGGAGAGACUCGGCGCCUGCAGGAUCCUGGGUUCUUCUGUCGCCUGGCAACCAGGGGGAUCCGGCAACCUGUGUGGGUGGUGAGUGAUGCUCGGCGGUUGUCAGAUCUGCAGUGGUUCCGGUCCAAGUUUCCUCGACAGACUCAAUGUGUGCGAGUCCAAAGUUCAGAAGAGACCAGGAUGCAGAGGGGGUGGAGCUUCACUGCAGGUGUGGAUGAUGCCGAGUCAGAGUGCGGGUUGGACAGCGGUGUCCAGUUUGAUUGGAUCAUCACUAAUGAGGGAGACGCUCCCUCCUUAGAUGAACAGCUGCAGCCGAUCCUAAAGCUGGCAGAGGAAGCAUCAUCAUCAUCAUCAUCAUCAUCAUCAUCCAUCAGUCGCAGCUGAUCAUCACUGAUUAAUAACCUUAUUGAUAACUGCUGAUCAUCGAUUCUCAGGAUCAGCUGAUCAAUUAUGCAAAACCCUUUCAGUCCUCAGAGGCUGAUCAAUAAAUGAGUAUUACUUGAUCAGGUUGGUGAGUCAGACUCACCUGAGCAGGUGAAACAUAAGAAGCCAAUUAUCUAAAUUAAAUCUUUAUCAACACAAACAUAAGAUCAGUCGUUUCUGACUCGUCAAUAACCAGGUAACGUCUGUCAGACCUGCAGGUGACUUGGGCUGAGCAUGUGCAGAACAAAGUAAUCCAAUUACUGAGCAGGUGUACAAGAGUACAUCUCACUCAGAUGUAACACUACAGGUUGACCAGCAGGUGGCGUUGCUCUGAAUAAUGAAGCAGAAAGACUCCGCCUCCAGACUGAACCAGCUCACCUGGUGAAGGAUCAAAUAGAAACCAGAACCUGGAACGUGUUUCAUUAAGUUUUGUGGUUCAUACCGGCAGGUAAACACGUUUGACACCACAACGCCAUGAACGUUGGGUAAUUCCCUCAGAAAGUGUCCUUAGAACCAGAACCAUUAAACAGAUUCUGAUUCUGUUUAACAGCAGUAAGUCCAUUUCACUGUUUAAUGCAAACUUCAUGUUCGCCAAUAUUUUAAUAAAAUCAUCUGUAAAAAUAAACAUCAUCCACAGAUCAAUAAAACCUCAGAGUCUGUGUUUGGGUCUA
Molecule: messenger RNA, 1477 nt
Organism: Amphiprion ocellaris (clown anemonefish)
Lineage: Eukaryota; Metazoa; Chordata; Actinopteri; Pomacentridae
Gene: pmvk
Product: phosphomevalonate kinase
Exons: 5
Coding region: 144-767 (207 amino acids)
Biological process (GO): cholesterol biosynthetic process; isopentenyl diphosphate biosynthetic process, mevalonate pathway
Cellular component (GO): cytoplasm
Molecular function (GO): phosphomevalonate kinase activity
Source: RefSeq, a predicted model, not a curated record